Molecule: messenger RNA, 1015 nt
Organism: Aedes albopictus (Asian tiger mosquito)
Lineage: Eukaryota; Metazoa; Arthropoda; Insecta; Diptera; Culicidae
Exons: 1
Coding region: 134-673 (179 amino acids)
Biological process (GO): cell wall macromolecule catabolic process; chitin catabolic process
Molecular function (GO): chitinase activity
Source: RefSeq, a predicted model, not a curated record
GCUCUUAAGCAGAAGUUGACUCAUAUUGAUGGAGUAGACAGCUUCCAAUGACGGCAGUUCCUCAUUAUAGGUUCAUCCAACGCAACGGCAGCCAAGAGCCUUCAGUUGUAAUUUGGUGUCAAAGAAAUCUGUCAUGGUAGCGACAGCACAAUUAAACCUCAUCUUGUCAUCCUGUGGAUACGUUCCACUCAGAAGCUCUGUUGAUUGCAUUAUUGUCCGACAUAUCAACGGCAUGACUAUUUGCGCCAACGAAGCGGCUAUGUUCCUGGCGCAUCUGAUCCACGAGAGCGACGGGUUCCAGCGUCGCAGUGAACAGUCCAGCAAAAUCAACAAAGGUAGCGGAGGACGCUACUAUGGCCGCGGUUACCUUAUGUUGACCCAGGACUAUAACUACCGGGCUGCUUCGUUGACGAUCUUCGGUGAUGAACGGCUUCUGGAAACUCCCGACAUAGUGUCCGACAGUGAGGAUAUGUCGAUGUGCGUUUCGGUGUGGUUUUGGGAGAAUUAUGUUCGUCCAGCCGGAGGACCUUCGAAGAACAACUUCGGACUGACAACCAAGAUGAUCGCAUGUCCUUUGAAGUCGCCGUGCAAUGAAGUGGUACGGAAGAUGUACAACUACUAUCUGGUGGCGGCAAGAAUACUUGGAGUCAGGAAUCUAGCUGUAGAACAGUGAAAUUGGAAUGAAGAACGAAGUCCAGAAAUGUAAGAGCUGUGUGGAUGUUCAAAUUAAAAAAUUUGCGUAGCAUUGCGGAUAACAAAAUGUCAAAUAAAAUAACUUUUACUUACUUUUACUUUUUACUUACUUGCACACUCACCAGUCAGAUUGAGGCCUGAGUGUCCUCUGCUGUACGUAGGAGUCGUCUCCAUUCUACUCGGUCCAUGGCUGAGUGUGUCCAGUUGCGCACUCUGCGAAGGGUCCGCAAAUCGUCCUCCACUUGAUCGACCCACCUAGUUCGCUGCGCACCACGUCUUCUUGUAGUUCGGGUUGCUAUCCGAUAUCCUGAUGACCUGACCC